Molecule: messenger RNA, 681 nt
Organism: Cladophialophora carrionii CBS 160.54
Lineage: Eukaryota; Fungi; Ascomycota; Eurotiomycetes; Chaetothyriales; Herpotrichiellaceae
Exons: 1
Coding region: 1-681 (226 amino acids)
Source: RefSeq, a predicted model, not a curated record
AUGGAUGGAGAUAUAUCUCAGAAUACAGUUAACCCAGAUGGCCCUAAGGUCCUUGUCCAGACGGGCUACGACAGGAUCGCCACGACAUACCUGGAGUGGACGUCGAGCAAACCAUCGGCGCGUCUCGAAUACCUUGGGAAGCUGCUUCUGCAGUUACAGAAUGCGUCAAGGGCGACAGCUCCAGAAUUGGGUUGCGGCGCUGGCAUCCCGUGCACGAAACUCUUGGCAGAGCGCUGCGGCCACGUUAUCGCGAAUGACAUCUCAGGAAGUCAGAUUGCAUUAGCCCAAAGCAAUGUGCCGGGAGCUCACGUACAUUUCAUCAGGGAUGAUAUGACCAACCUGGCGCUGGAAGCCUCGUCGUUGCAAGCGGUCGUGGCAUUCUACUCCAUCAUCCAUCUCCCGCGCGAAGAACAACGGACAAUGAUGGCCCAGAUUUGGACGUGGCUAUCACCCGGUGGUUACCUUGUGUGCAAUCUCGGAGUCAGGGACGAUCCCGGCACGACACGACAGUGGCUAGGGUCUGCUAAGAUGUACUGGAGCAGCUUCGACGCUGAAACGAAUCUGCAAUCGCUGCGCAGCAGUGGCUUUACUAUCAUCGACAGCCAAAUUUUACCCGACAAUGAGGAUGGCCGGAUCGUCCCUUUUCUAUGGGUUCUCGCUCGCAAGGGCCUCAACGAGUGA